This is a messenger RNA of Zeugodacus cucurbitae (melon fly), 1646 nucleotides long. RefSeq names its product putative nuclease HARBI1. NCBI's taxonomy places the organism in Eukaryota, Metazoa, Arthropoda, Insecta, Diptera, Tephritidae. The coding region runs from base 171 to 1331 and encodes 386 amino acids. The transcript has 4 exons. The record is from RefSeq and is a predicted model, not a curated record.
UCUUUUCUCGAAAUGUUACAUUCUAAACAGAAAACAGUGCAACAUGUUCAACACUCCUGUUGAACGAAAGUAAGCGUGAGAGUUGCACAGCAGAAAAUAUUUUUUUUUUUUUAAUUAUUGUUUGAUAGUAUUUUUUUUUUUAAUAAACUAUUUCCAUUGCACUAAAUAUAAUGGAACGCUCAAUUUUAUUAAGCACAAUAUUGGAAAUUGCACAGCAGCUGGUGGAUUCAAGCUCGUCCUCAACAGAAAAUGAAAUGGAAAUACUACAGCCUAAAAGAGUUGCUCAACCGAAAAAGAAAAGUUUCGUAGAAGACGUUGUGAACGCUUACACAGAAACCGAGUUUAAAAAGCAAUUUCGUAUCAGUCGUGUACUCUAUAAGGAACUCGUGCAGAAAUACGCCGCAAGUACAUGGUAUAUCAAAAGAAGCUAUAAGGGCGGUAGAAUGCAAAGACCAGCCGAAACGCACGUGCUUGCAUUUCUGUGGUUCGCUGCAAAUAAAACCGGUUUUAGAGAAGUGGCAAACUUAUACGAUAUGUCUUUGUCAAAUUUUCACAACACCUUUAAUGCGGUUUUGAAUUUUCUCGUCAAAGAUGUCGCGCCUGCGGCAAUACGCUUUCCAAAAGAACACAAUGAGCAAGUAGUUAACGCUAAUGAGUUCGCCAAUUUGGCCGGGUUUCCGAAUGUUUUGGGCUGCAUUGGUGCAUGUCACAUCACAAGCCGUAAACCGAAACAUAAAACAGGCGCUAAAGACAACCAGCGACACGAUUGUGUCUAUAUUACUUUACAGGGUGUGUGCGAUGCAAAAUUACGCUUUUUGCACGUAUACACAGGGAUGUCUAGCAAAAUGCAUGAUGACAGCGUGUACGGCUUAUCCGACGUUGGUAAGGAAUUGUCGUGCGUAUGCGCACCAAACCAAUACCAUUUAUUGGGAGAUGCAACAUAUCCACUGAGUGAAUACUUAUUAACACCAUACCGUGAUGUUGGCACUUUGACAGCCGCUGAAAUGUUGUACAACACGAAAUUUCAACAGACUCGGGUGCAAAUUGUACAUGCUUUUGCAGCGUUGAAAUCAAGAUUUCGUCAGCUAAACCGUUUAGAUUUCCACAAUGUACAGGCGAUAGUGAAAUUUGUUUUAGCCUGUUGUGUGCUGCACAAUCUUUGCAUCGAUAGCGGUGAGGAGGACUUGCUGGACCAAAGCCUUACUUGUGCGGAGGUGGCAAACAUUGCCAUGGAAGUAGACGACAGUGGUGAACAAUCACUUUCAGAAAUGGGUCAGUUUAAGCGCAUUGCUGUUAAGGAGCAGCUGUACGCCGAAAGUAAAGAUAAUUAACUUUAUUUUCAUUUUAAAUUAAUUAAUAUACGUACUUAAACCCAACUACCAUUUCGUCAGAUUUCAUUUUUUUUAUACUCUCGCAACAUGUUGCUAAGAGAGUAUUAUAGUUUUGUUCACAUAACGGUUGUUUGUAUCUCAUUAAAAAAACGAGUUAGAUAUAGAUUAGACAGCCCGACAAAAUUGAAUUUUUUGAAUUUAUCAACUGAUUCUAGUUAAUUUGGGAGCGCUGAAUUCAAAUCUGUAAUCAGUUCUAGCUCAGUUCAGCUCUAGUUUUCAUGAUAUAGCUUUUUUAUACCCUCCACUUAUGUUCUC